Schizosaccharomyces octosporus yFS286 is the source of this 2155-nucleotide messenger RNA. Its product is annotated as DNA-directed RNA polymerase III complex subunit Rpc34. The transcript has 2 exons. Bases 992 to 1897 code for a protein of 301 amino acids. Gene Ontology annotation, cellular component: RNA polymerase III complex. The record is from RefSeq and is a predicted model, not a curated record. Gene Ontology annotation, biological process: transcription by RNA polymerase III. NCBI's taxonomy places the organism in Eukaryota, Fungi, Ascomycota, Schizosaccharomycetes, Schizosaccharomycetales, Schizosaccharomycetaceae.
AAAUUUUUGUAAAAAAAUGACUAUAAAACCAAUGUGAAAUAUAUAACCGUCUUUCUGCUGCUAGCCCUUUUUGACAGGUUGAAUUUUACGUGAAUUCCAACUUUCCAAGCAUCGAUUGAGUAGAAUAGAUUUUUGUCUCUUAAAUUUGCAGCUUAAAUUUCUCCUUAUGGACUCUAAUUUUAUGAAAGUAUCUUCAUUCAAUGGAAAAAGCAAACCGAUCGUUGGUGCAUUUGCAUUUAUAUAUGAUGCAUUGAAAUGGGAUGGAAAUCCAUUAUAUAUGAAUAAACAAGCGAUUAUCUUAUAAUUCCCAGUUUUUCUUGCAAAAGAUGAAAUAGUAAUGCAUGCAGUCCCAUCUCCUGUAUACAUACAUGGAUGCCUUUGAUGCUGUUCUGUUAAGGAGAAGCGUACAAUUUGCAAAGCUAUUGUAAAUAGCAAUUUAAAGACAUAAAAACUGGGAACUAAAAUAUUUGUAUUUGCUUGAAUUGUUCCAAACCUCUUCGUACUUACCGCUUGGGUUUCCUUGGGAUCCUUUGGUCCAGCUACUGUUCGUUGUCGUCUUGCCAAAUUUGUUUAUGGAAUAAAAAAGUUUUUGAUUUAAUUUUAAUAUUCUCUUUUUGGAUAGAUCCAACCCUGGUCCACCAACAAAGAGCAUGUAAGCCCAAACUCAACAUAUUAUUUCUUGCCUGGCAUGAAAUCCGUACACAAAGAAAAUUAAUAAGGGAAAAAGAAAACAAUACCAAUGCUUGUAUGGAAAAAUAAAAAACCUAUUCAACUACAAAACUGCUUUUCUGUCUUUAUGAAAAAAAUUUCGUUAUUUAAGAACCCAAUAUUUCUUUUCAGCAAACAACGUCUCUUAACUAACUAUUUCUAUAAAUCCAUUUCUUAAAAAAGGAAAAUUUGAUUUGAAACGGUUUCAGUAGGUUGACUUUUGAUAAAUACCUGUAGCUCUCUCACUUUGCCUUCACCCAUACCCCUCUAAUAUUUUUCCAUAAUGGCCGACCAGCUCAAAUCAUUACCUCGUACUGCUCGUCAAUUAUAUGAGUUUAGUUCAACAAAGAUUCCCAAUGCAUUAACCCAACAAGAACUUCUCGAUGGAGUCGGCGGCUCUGUUUCGGUGAACAAUUUAAGCAGUGCGCUCAAUUUACUGCUCAGCAAGCGGCUUUUAGAAGCUCUCCAGCAAGGGAACACUCUCGUUUAUCGUGCGGUUCCUUUGGAAGAGGCUAAAACUGUUUCUACUAUGGAAGGAGAUGAACAAAUCGUUUAUGAUUUUAUCAAGAAUGCUGGUAAUGAAGGAAUAUGGACGAAGACGUUAACCUUGCGAACCAACUUGCAUGUCCACGUAGUCAAUCGAUGCCUGAAGGCGCUCGAAUCCAAAAAUUUAGUAAAACCAAUUAAAAGUGUAAAGAAUCCUACACGAAAAAUUUACAUGCUAUAUGACUUGGUUCCCAGUAGUGAACUUACUGGUGGCCCCUGGUUUACCGACCAAGAACUCGAUGUUGAAUUUAUUGAGAACCUAAAGAAGGUUGUAUAUAGAUUUAUUCAUGCAAAAAGCUUUCCUCCAAAGAAAAACGCAACUGGCCCCGAUAUGAUAUGGUCCCCUGAGUACAAUGGAUUUCCUACAGCUUUACAAAUACAUACAUGGCUUCGCAACACGAAUAUUACAGAAGUUGAGCUAUCACUUGGAAAUGUCAUUUCCUUAGUAGACGUUUUAAUAUACGAUGGUAAAGUAGAGAAACGAUCUGAUGGAGUUUCCUAUUGCUCUGUUCGACCUUCUCCCGAUGCCACAAACGCCUUCACCGAAGUACCUUGUGGUACUUGUCCAGUGGCAGAUAUUUGUGCUGUUGGAAGUCGGGUUUCACCAAUAACUUGCGAAUAUCUAGAUAAAUGGUUGAACUAGUUUGCCCUAGAAACCACCCUGAAAAAUUAAUAUGUACGAUAGUUAAAGGUUAUUUGUCAUUUCUAAUGUUUUGGUUUUUGGUUUGAUUUGGGUUUCGGUGGUGCACAUGGUUAAAAAACAUCGUCUGGGAAACAGGUUAAUAAAAAAACAGUUUACAUGCUAUAUCCGUUGAAAAUCGUUUAUUUGAGUAGACUUAUAUUAGUAAAUCAAUCUGUAUUUAAUUUGUUUUUAUGGUUUAUUAAUAAUACUAGUUGUCUC